GAAGACAACAAAGGCGUGUCCCAUCAAUUGUUUGCAUUCACGGAAAGGUGGAGCCACAAAGAGCAGCUUAAAGGAUAACUCCACUUGACAGCAGUCAUACACCUGCACCGAUGAGUCUCAGUGAAAGCAUGCAGGGCUUCUAGCUCACACUGCCAGACAAGGGUUAAGCAUCUGGAUCUCUACUGAGACUCGCUGGACCACGAUAACCUUGAGCAGAGAGCUUUUCCUGAAGCACCUUGAUACUGAACUGAGCACUGGUGCAGUAACUGAAAUGCCGCCAGAGUUGACAGAGACUCUGUCCACUAGCAACUCUGUCAAAAUGCUGGCCAUUAUGAAGCAAUGGGAGGAUGGAUCUGGCUGUCAGACAGACAACACUGAGAAGUAUCUGGUGCUUCUGCUUUUCAAGUUGGGACUGGACGCAGUGGUUUUUUACCUGUGCUGCCGGAAGCUGCAUGCCUCCUUUUUAAGCCUGUGUAGCAUGUCCAUCGUCCUGGCUGAUGUGUUGGUGGCAUGUUGUAUGGCAGCCGUGUGGUUUCUUGGGGCUGAAAGGUCUCCUGUGUCAGCCUGCCUCUUUUUGGCUCAUACUUCAGCAACAUUUGGAGCACUAACACUACCCAUGAUGUGCCUGGGUUUACUAGACUACUGUAUAGAAGAUACCAACAUUGGCAGGCAGAGCACCUUCUGCAAAUUCCUCAGGAACAUGGUCUUGACAUUGCUGGUGUGGACGCAAGCUGUUAUUUACUCCCUCAGUUCUGUGAAAGCUAAGAUGGUGGAACUGGAUUAUGUGACAGGGAUAAAGGCCGUGGUGUGUGAAGUAGAGGAGUCCACACUGGUCCCGUACUUUAUUUUGGGGCUUUUCACCACAGUAUUUUUUACAAUGCUGCCCUUUUGCUCAAGAAUUACCCAGUGGGUGAAAGAGGCUGACAGGAUAUCUGAAUUGAGGGAAGAGCAAGAGAACCAGGGGAGUGAUUUGUUCAUCUCAACCCCCUCCACAGAGACAAAGAGCAGCAAGGAGUAUUACCUGGAGACCACCCAGCCACGACCACCUCUGUGGUUCAGCCUAACUCUGGGCUUUACUACAAUCUGGAUGCCUUAUCUUAUAGUAUCUGUGGCUUGUCUGGUCUUAGGCUAUGGAGUACCAGCCUACAUCAGUGUUAACCUUCUUUGGUUGGAGUGCACCAACAGUUUACUGGUGGUUGUGGUGCUCUGGUUAAAGAGCAAGUGGCUUGGGCCAUACAGCCAACUACCAGAAAAUGUGUGUUUAUUCCACGUUUACUGGCAUUUGAGCAAAGGAACAUGGCAGCAGCAGCUCCCUACAGGUGUGUUUAACCCGUCAAAACGGAAGAGAAGCACUCUUCUCUACGUGUAACAGACCAGACCUGACAGCCUAUGCUGAAAAUGAAAACCAUGAUGUGAGGGAGUGAAUUAAGACUUCAUGAGAAUGACCAAGCCUCUAUGAGCAGUUCACCUAUGCUUUGACAGUCAAAAAGCUGCAUCCCUCAUCUCUCCAUCAGCACAUGCACAAGUUCCCUGGAGCAAAGAAUUAAACAGGAAAACAUUGACAUGAAACUGUGACUGGACUUCUAAAUGUCAUUCUUUGAAGAGUUAAGCAGCAAAGUAAAA
Seriola dumerili (greater amberjack) is the source of this 1623-nucleotide messenger RNA. Its product is annotated as probable G-protein coupled receptor 160. The transcript is spliced from 2 exons. NCBI's taxonomy places the organism in Eukaryota, Metazoa, Chordata, Actinopteri, Carangiformes, Carangidae. Bases 272 to 1369 code for a protein of 365 amino acids. The record is from RefSeq and is a predicted model, not a curated record. Gene Ontology annotation, cellular component: plasma membrane; signaling receptor complex.